Molecule: messenger RNA, 2199 nt
Organism: Carya illinoinensis
Lineage: Eukaryota; Viridiplantae; Streptophyta; Magnoliopsida; Fagales; Juglandaceae
Product: protein FAR1-RELATED SEQUENCE 5-like
Exons: 4
Coding region: 289-2199 (636 amino acids)
Biological process (GO): regulation of DNA-templated transcription
Source: RefSeq, a predicted model, not a curated record
CUCUCUCUCUCUCUCUCUCUCUCUCAAGUUCAUCCAACGCUUUUAUUUCUUUACGACGGGAACUGCAUUCGUUUCCCGUUCUAAAAAAUUUUUCCGUCCGUUUUCCGUGGGUUGCCACCGUCGAGCCCACCAUUCGAAUCCAGUCAACGUUGAGCCCACUCCUGAAGCCCAGACAACGUCAAGCCCACCCUCCAGCCCAAACAUCGGGCCCACUUCCAGCCCACCCCUUCAGCCCAAACGUGAAGACCAUCCGGUCAGAUCCUCCACGACGCACCACUUACAGUGGGGAUGGAACCAAAUAUUGGAGACGAGGGUGUUGUUGAAGAGCCAAAGGAGGGAAUGUCAUUUUCAUCAAUUGAGGAAGUAAGGGCAUAUUACACGAGGUAUGCAAAACAAGUUGGGUUUGGAGUGACAAAACGAAAUUCUAAAACUGGAGCCGAUGGGCAAAUAAGGUAUUUCACACUUGCUUGUGUCCGUCAAGGCACGUAUGUUAGCAAAGCGUCGAAUAUUCUUAAACCGAGGCCAAUGGAACAUAACGGAUGCAAGGCAAAGAUCAAUGCUAUAUUAGGUUCCGAGGGGAAGUUUCGUUUAACCCAUGUUGUCCUUGAGCACAGUCAUGUUCUUAGUCCUGGAAAAGCAAGAUAUAUUAGAUGUCAUAAGAGGUUGGAUGAGUCGAGCAAAAGAAAACUAGAAUAUAAUGAUAUGGCUGGCAUUCAAUUGAGCAAGAACUACAAUUCUUGUGUUGCUGAGGCAGGAGGAUAUGAGAAUCUCACGUUUGGAGAGAGAGAUGCGCGAAAUUACAUACGUGAGGUUAGAUUACUUCGGCUUGGGUUAGGAGGCGCCGAAGCACUACAAAACUACUUCACUCGUAUGCAGGCACAAAAUGAUGGUUUUUAUUAUAUUAUAGACGUUGAUGAUGAAACCAGAUUGAGGAAUGUGUUUUGGGCGGAUGCCCGUAGUAGAGCUGCUUAUGAAUCGUUUGGUGAUGUUAUAACUUUUGACACGACGUACUUGACCAAUUCAUACAAAAUGCCAUUUGCUCCUUUUGUGGGAGUUAAUCAUCAUGGUCAAUCGAUUUUAUUUGGAUGUGGCUUGAUUUCUGGAGAGGAUACGGACACGUUUGUAUGGUUAUUUGAGUCAUGGCUUAAGUGCAUGAAUGGCCGAGCACCACAAGCCAUAAUAACAGAUCAAGAUAAAGCUAUGCAAAAUGCAAUUGCAAGAGUGUUUCCAAAAUCUCGACACCGAUUUUGCUUGUGGCAUAUAAUGAAAAAGGUUCCUGAAAAAUUUGGAGCGUACAGUCAAUAUGAUGACAUCAAAAGUCAGCUGCACAGGUGUGUUUAUGACACGUUGAGUCGUGAUGAAUUCAACAAGUGUUGGCUGCAGCUUCUUGACAAUUUUGAUUUGCAUGAUCAUUCAUGGCUUGAAUGGUUAUAUUCUGAGCGUCAUCUAUGGGUGCCAGCCUACGUCAGAAAUGAAUUUUGGGCAGGAAUGUCAUCUACUCAGCGAAGCGAGGGUAUGAAUGCAUUUUUUGAUGAUUACGUAAAUUCAAAGACAACGUUAAAGCAAUUUGUAGAUCAAUAUGAUAAUGCACUUAGACGCAAAAUUGAAAAUGAGCUUGCAGCUGACUUUAGUUCAUUUCACAUGCAAAUUCCAUGCAUAACUUUUUAUGGCAUUGAGAGACAAUUUCAAGCAAGUUAUACGAAUGCAAAAUUUAAAGAAGUUCAAGAAGAGUUAAGAGGCAUUUUGUGUAGACAUGCCAUUCGUGUAUUGACACUCCAUGAUAAGGAAGAGUUGCCUGCAAAAUACAUACUUGAUAGAUGGAGGAAGGACCUGAAACGAGAUUAUACGCUUGUUCGAAGUAGCCGCGAUGAUCUGAGUUAUAGUCCAAACGCAUACCGAAUGAAUAAACUAAACAAGGCCUUUUACGAGAUUUCUUCAAUUGCAGGCACCUCAGAUGAUGGUUGUGCGAAGUUACUGACUCAAUUAAGUAAGUUAAAGCUGGAGUGGGUUGAGGUUCAGCCUGUGUGUGAUAAUCAGUCUACUGAGUCAUUAGGGGUGACAAAGAGAUCUGACAAAUUAAAAAGUCCAGUUGCUGCUCGUAGUAAAGGUAGGCCAGUUUCUAAAAGGAAACAAUCAUCAGCUGAGAAAGCGAUUAAUCGCUUGAAAGCAAGGAAGACUCAAAGGGCUCCUGUAAGUUAG